AUGGUGCUCAGUCGUAAACGCGCCCUCUCGCUCGACUCUUCAGAUUUUGUAAAACCUACGGCGAAACGUGUAUGCCGUCAAUGGCUACCUCAAUAUUCACCGGCUCAAACGAAGGUCGACUGCCUCGACACGUCGCGGAGUCUCACACCGUCGGCUCCUAUUCGCACGGUUGCAUCGACGACCUCAUCAUUAUCUUCUCCUGAUGCACCCCCUUUGCAAGUCACAGAUAAAUCUGAGUCACCACUCUUACUAUCCCCAUCUUCGCCUUUUGAAUGUUUAUCGCCGUCACUGUCUCCGGCUUCAUUGCUGCUCAGCCUGACACCUCCUUCCUCUCCACCUACUGUCGCAUCUGUUUCGUCACCGCAUACUGUACCGAAUGCUCUUCUUUCAUCAGAGAACGCUGAAGCACUCCCCACAUGUUCUUUCGCGAAUGAUGUUACGGCCGACGAAGAAGCACGCCUCACAGCGCGCUUCCAAGACGAUUUCAGGCGAAUCUGGGCUGGCAGUUUGACUAUUAUGCAGGCAUCAACAGGUUUUUAUGACCUCAUCGUUCGCCUUGGUCUAUGGACCGGAACAAGGAAGGAGUGUGUAACGCUAACACGUGCCCACCCUGACCUUGCGAAAGUCUUUCACAGAGUCCUUGAUACCGGGGACUUCCACGAAAUAUCUUCUCAUCCUGCGUUCCAUAAUCCAUUGAGCCGCAUCAUCGACAAAGUCAUCUGUAGUGUUGACCAUGUCUUCGCUUCAAUCCGGGGCGGAAACCUUCCCUCUACGUCCUUUCCUCCUACGAGUGUCAAUCCUAGAACCACUAGUCAUCUCGAGGACCUCGAUGGUCCGAAUGCUGCCAGUGACAUUUUGGUUGCCGAGGAGCUCAUGUACAUGAAAAGAGGCUACAUCACGGCGACAUCGACACGAAAGACGCGCCUGCUCCUCCAGGGCCUUCUACAGUACUGGGGCCUUUAUUUUUCCUUCUCCACAACUAGCGCUCAGAAUCAAGCUGGUAUUCCGUCGACAUCUCCGGACCUCGCGUUUGCCCUCAAACUACUCAGACGCUUACGGGCUUCAGCCGCGGCCGGCGUCGACACGUCUCAUUUAGUCGACAAAGUUUUCUACGCGCUCUGUCUCUCUCGGAUCCUCGUCCUUUAUCACUUCCUGGACAGCCUUCCAUCAGAUGUCUCCGAGAGUCAAGCCCACAGAGAAUGGCUUUACUUCCAACUCGCUCCACCGCGGACAUCGGCGGGCGUCGAUAUAUUCACGGCCGUCUUGGAGGGCAUUGCUGGAGGAGACGUGGACGAUUUGCGGAUGAUUGCGGAACGUAUAUUAUCUGCUCUGGGCUGGAGGAACCACCAGUGGUUCACUCAAUCACUCUAUGGAACUUAUGCGGAGGGUGUGGAGGGAGGGUUCUUUGUCGAUCAUCUGGAAGAAGUGCACCCACCACUAUAUCUCGUCGUCGAUGAGAUCGAGAUGCCCGUUAGUGAGGGGCUCAAACCCCGAGCUGCUCGCCGUGCCGCUCGCAUGCGUGCAGAGGUCUACUCCUUACUCUGCCGACCUGAUUCAUCGUGA
Molecule: messenger RNA, 1563 nt
Organism: Stereum hirsutum FP-91666 SS1
Lineage: Eukaryota; Fungi; Basidiomycota; Agaricomycetes; Russulales; Stereaceae
Exons: 3
Coding region: 1-1563 (520 amino acids)
Source: RefSeq, a predicted model, not a curated record